UAAAAAUCUCUUCAAAAUUUCUGAAUAAAAAUUUAUCUUUUUUUUUGGUUUUGAUUUGGCCAUAAACUAUCGAAUGUUUGAUCGCAUAUCACACAUUGAAGUUUUCUCUUUUUUUCAAAUUCAAUGAUGAAUGAAAUAAUAUCAGAAACAAAUCAAACAACCGCUUUAUUGGCUAUCGAUAAUGAUCUAUUACAAGUACGAUUCUGGGUUCAACGUAUUUUUGUUCCAGUGAUUACUGUUGUCGGUGUUUUUGGUAAUCUAAUUACAUUGAUUGUUAUGUUUCAGAAAAAAAUGCGUUCAAUUACAUCGACAACACAUAUUUAUCUUGCUACAUUAGCUAUAUUUGAUACAUUUUAUUUAUCAUUUUCAUUUCUAUUGUCCAUACAACAUUAUCCAUCAUUUUCCGGUGGUUUAUCAUCAUUAUCAAAUGAUUCAUUUAAAAUAUUAUACCUAUUAUGUUAUCCUGGUAUAAUAUUUUGUUGUGAUUUUGCAUCAAAUACAUCAAUAUGGUUGACUGUUAUAUUUACAAUUGAACGUUAUAUUGCCAUACGUUUUCCAUUACGUUUACGUGUAUUCUGUACACGUUCAUUAGCAUUAAAAAUGAUACCAUUAAUCGGUUCGGUUUGUUUUUUAUUAACAUUACCAACAUAUUUUGAAUGGAAAAUUUGUGCCGACGAUGAUGUUACCGAUGAUAAUGUAAAAUUCAUUCGAAUCUGUGAUUCAGAUUUGGCUAAAAAUCAAACUUAUAAAAUGAUUUAUUUAGUAUUUAUAACAAUGAUUUUUACAUUUAUACCAUUAUCAUUGUUAACAAUAAUGAAUGGUUUUUUAAUCUGGUCGGUUAAACAACAAACACUUCGUCGUCAUCAAUGGAUGACUCAUUCGAAUAGUUUUUGUGCAAAUAAUAGUGGUGAUUCUUCGUCGUUGACAUCAGGCAUUCGAACAUCAUUACAAUCAUCUUCGAAUCAAAUGAUAACAACAACAACAACAACAACAAAAUCAAUUCGUUCGGUUAAUCGUUUGGCAAAUCCACAACAAAUCCUACUUGAAACGGCAAUCAAAUUUAAUCGUUAUCGAAUUCUUCGUUAUCAAGAUGCACAUGUAACACGGUUAUUGAUUGCUGUUGUUAUAUUUUUUAUUUGUUGUCAAUUACCAACAGCAUUGGUUAUUGUUUAUGAUACAUUUCAUCAUCAACCAUUAAAUAAUGAUAAUAAUCAGGAUAAAAAAAUCAAACAAAUUCUUGGUAAUAUUUGUAAUUUAUUAAUGGCAAUUAAUUCAGCCGGUAAUUUUAUUAUUUAUUGUCUACUUUCACGUCGUUAUCGUGAAACAUUGUUGGCUAUGAUAUAUCGAAUUUUCAACAGGAAAAAAUCACAAAUAAGAUCAACCUAGAUAUGGACAACAACAACAACGACAACUAAGAUUGAUUUAUGGAAUCACAACGCUUCUAAAUCACCAAAUUUUUGCUGUCAGAAUUGAGAUGAUGAUGACAACA
Messenger RNA from Dermatophagoides pteronyssinus (European house dust mite), 1489 nucleotides. Its product is annotated as FMRFamide receptor-like. NCBI's taxonomy places the organism in Eukaryota, Metazoa, Arthropoda, Arachnida, Sarcoptiformes, Pyroglyphidae. The record is from RefSeq and is a predicted model, not a curated record. Gene Ontology annotation, molecular function: G protein-coupled receptor activity. Gene Ontology annotation, cellular component: membrane. Gene Ontology annotation, biological process: G protein-coupled receptor signaling pathway.